This is a messenger RNA of Medicago truncatula (barrel medic), 2012 nucleotides long. Its product is annotated as cytochrome P450 78A5. The transcript has 2 exons. Gene Ontology annotation, molecular function: monooxygenase activity; oxidoreductase activity, acting on paired donors, with incorporation or reduction of molecular oxygen; heme binding. The record is from RefSeq and is a predicted model, not a curated record. NCBI's taxonomy places the organism in Eukaryota, Viridiplantae, Streptophyta, Magnoliopsida, Fabales, Fabaceae. The coding region runs from base 103 to 1665 and encodes 520 amino acids.
UUUCUAUAUAACCAGUAACUAACCCCGCCAACACUCUUCGUCUUUCACAUUUCAUCCGCAACCUAACCUUUCUUAUUUCUCAUCUUCAAGAAAGAAACAACCAUGUCUCCAGAAUUUCAUCUUCUUCUUUUCCCUGACCUUGUUUACUUUCAUCCAUUCACUCUCACUUUCCAAACUGCACUUUGCUUCUUUCUCUUUGUUCUUGCUUUCCUUUUCUGGCUUACACCAGGUGGGUUUGCUUGGGCUUUAUACAAUAAAGCUUCAUCUUCUGCCAAGUCUGUUAUUCCAGGCCCAUCUUUUUCUGGUUUGUUUGGUAUUCUCUCAGGUCAAACACCACACCGUGUUUUAGCCAAACUAGCCAAGAGUCACCGUGCUGAGUCGUUGAUGGCUUUUUCUGUUGGUUUAACCCGGUUCAUUAUUUCAAGUGAACCAGAAACUGCUAAAGAGAUUCUUUGCAGUUCUGCUUUUGGUGAUAGACCAGUGAAAGAAUCAGCUUACGAGCUUUUGUUUCAUAGGGCAAUGGGGUUUGCUCCGUAUGGAGAGUACUGGAGGAAUUUGAGGAGGAUUUCUUCAACCCAUUUGUUUUGUCCUAGGAGGAUUAAUGGGUUUGAAGGUUUUAGGAGUGAGGUUGGUUUGAAAAUGGUGGAGAGGAUUAAGUUUUUGAUGGGUGAUAUGGGUAGUGUUGAGGUGAAAAAAGUUCUUCAUUUUGGUUCACUUAAUAAUGUGAUGAUGACUGUGUUUGGAAAAUGUUAUGAUUUCUUUGAUGGUGAUGGUGUUGAGCUUGAGGAGUUGGUGAGUGAAGGGUAUGAGCUGUUGGGUGUUUUUAACUGGAGUGAUCAUUUUCCUCUUCUGGGUUGGUUGGAUUUGCAGGGUGUUAAGAAAAGGUGUAGAGCUUUGGUGACAAAGGUUAAUACUUUUGUUGGAAAGAUAAUAGAGGAGCAUAAGAUGAAGAGAAUGUCUGAAGGAAGGGCUAUAGUUGGUGAUUUUGUUGACGUUUUGCUUGAUUUGGAGGAAAAAGACAAGCUCAGUGAUUCUGAUAUGAUUGCAGUUCUUUGGGAAAUGAUUUUCAGAGGAACAGACACAGUAGCAAUAUUACUAGAAUGGAUUCUGGCUAGGAUGGUGCUUCAUCCAGAGAUACAAGCAAAAGCACAAGAAGAAAUUUACCGUGUUGUUGGAAAUUCCAAAGUUAUCACUGAUGCUGAUGUUCAAAAAAUGUGUUACUUACAGUGCAUUGUGAAGGAAGCAUUAAGAGUGCAUCCACCAGGACCACUUUUAUCAUGGGCACGUUUAGCUGUUCAUGAUGUUAUGGUUGGUGACAAGCAUAUUCCGAAAGGUACAACUGCUAUGGUGAAUAUGUGGGCCAUAACACAUGAUGAGAAGGUGUGGAAUGAACCAGAAGAGUUUAAGCCAGAGAGGUUUAUGAAUGAGGAUGUGAGUAUAAUGGGAUCUGAUUUGAGGUUAGCACCAUUUGGAGCUGGUAGGAGGGUUUGUCCUGGAAAAGCUAUGGGUUUGGCUUCUGUUCAUCUUUGGUUUGCUCAGUUGCUUCACAACUUCAAAUGGGUUUCAUGUGAUGAUUCACUUGUUGAUUUGGAUGAAUGUCUUAAGCUUUCUAUGGAGAUGAAAAAACCACUUGUGUGCAAGGUUGUUCCAAUUCCAAGGACCUAGGGCUAAGCUAAUGUUAGUGUUUGAAUUUGCCAAACUUUUGUGAGAAAGUUGAUCAUGGAUCAUGUGGGGUUUGGUUUAUUUGCUUUGUUUGGCAAAAGGGUAUUGCUAAGUAGGGUUAUGAUUUCAUAGGGUUUUUUCUAUUUAGAAUCUAAUUUUAAAUGCAAUUCAUGUUUUGUUGUUGACCGUUUAGGUUUAUCAGUGAAGUGGGUGUUGGGAGUUUUAAUUUACUUUGAACCGUUGCUAAUUAAGUAGUAGAUGUUUGGUUUUGGUCCAAUGUCUUCUUUCUCUAUAUGCUGUAAAUGGGUGCUUUUAAUUUCUAAUGAUAAUCAUGUCAUCUUUCCUUCUUA